AUGAAGCUCAGCCUCAUCGCCCUCGCCCUCGCCGCCACCACCGCCACGGUGGCCAUGCCCAGCCCCGACGCCGACGCCGACGCCCACGCCGAAGCCCGCGCCCUCCCCAAAUACUGUCUCGCAGGCAAGGAGUGCAGGAUGGCCUCGGCCAAAGCGUGCUGGGACUUUUGUUCCCCGUCCAAUUGGGACGGCAGCAUGUCGUCUCUCUGCGAGAACGGCAAGUGGAGCUGCUGCUGCACCAAGAAGAAUAGCGCUGGGCCUUGGAUCCCUUCUCCGAUCUAG
Molecule: messenger RNA, 282 nt
Organism: Vanrija pseudolonga
Lineage: Eukaryota; Fungi; Basidiomycota; Tremellomycetes; Trichosporonales; Trichosporonaceae
Exons: 2
Coding region: 1-282 (93 amino acids)
Source: RefSeq, a predicted model, not a curated record